Molecule: messenger RNA, 3123 nt
Organism: Trichosporon asahii var. asahii CBS 2479
Lineage: Eukaryota; Fungi; Basidiomycota; Tremellomycetes; Trichosporonales; Trichosporonaceae
Exons: 1
Coding region: 1-3123 (1040 amino acids)
Molecular function (GO): protein-folding chaperone binding
Source: RefSeq, a predicted model, not a curated record
AUGAGCUACUACGGCCACCCCUUCAUCAUCCCCACCUACGCCCAGCAGCAGCAGGGCGUGUCGGGCUACGACCUCGCCGACAUCCAGAACGAGGAGCAGACCGCCCUCGCCUACCUCGCCUCAGUCCAGCGACGUAGGCAGGCCGCCGAGGCGGCGCAGCAGCUCGCUCAGCGCGAGCGCCAGCGUGCCGCUGCCGAGCGUGAGCGUGCGAUCCGCGUCGCCCAGCAGCGCCAGGCCCAGAUUGAGGCUGCCGCGAGGCGCGAGCGUGCCGUCCGCGAGGCGGCGGAGCGCGAGCGCCAACGUGAGCGUGCGAUGCAGCAAGCCCUCCAGCAGAAACGUCAGCAGGAGGUCGCCCGCGCCAUCUCCGCCGAGCGCCACCGACAGGCCAUGGCUGCCGCCGCGUACCAGCGCGCGCUGGCCCAGCACCGCGCCCAGGCCCAGGGCCAGCGUGGUCCCCAGACUGCCCAGGACCGCCAGCAGCAGCAGCAGUCCCGGGCCUACCAGCAGCAGCGCCAGCAGGUCGGCGCCGACUCUGGUACCCAGCACCACCCCUCUGCCGCUACCGCCGCGGCCCUCACCGCCCCCUCCGGACCCAGCGACGACGACGACGCCGGCCUCGAGGGCAUCAACUCCCUUCUCGGCUCUAUGUUUGGAUUCAACCUCGCCCCCGGCCCUGAGCCUGAGACGCCCCAGCCGCCCAAGCGCAGGCCUCAGCAGCAGAAGCCCAGGCAGCAGCAGCAGCAGCGUACUCCCCAGCAGACCCAGCAGACUCAACAAACUUCUACUUCCACUCAGCAGCAGCAGGGCGACCAGCCCCUCUCCCUCCGCCAGCAGAUCCAGCAGGGUGAGGCCGCCAAGCGCCAGCAGCAGGGCCAGCAGACCCAGCAGACUUCUCAGCAACAGCAGCAGCGUGGCCAGCAGGGCCAGGGUCAGGGCCAGGAGGUCCAGCCCAUGCUCGCCGUUGAGGGCGAGGACGGUUCGCUCUCCUUCCCUCCCGAGCUGAACGACCUCCUCGCUCAGAUGCUCGGUCUCCAGGUCGGUCCCGCCCAGCCCGGAGAGACGCAGAGGAACAACGCCGGUGAAGUUGUCGGCGACGCCGUUGAGGGCCUCAACGAGCUGCUCGGCCAGUACGGCCUCCAGUUCGUCCCCGAUGACGAGGCCGACGAUGCUCAGCAGCAGUCCCAGCAGCAGCAGGGCCAGCAGGCUAAGGGCACCCACGACGCUCCCUCUGGUCUCCCCGCUCCCAACCUGAGCUCGAAGGAGGCUCAGCCCCAGCAGCAGUCUCAGACCCAGACCUCGACUCAGUCCCAGCAGCAGCAGUCUCAGAAGACCCAGUCCCAGACCCAGACCUCGACCCAGCAGCAGCAGGGCCAGCACGACACCCACCUCGACCCCUCGGCCAAGCCCUUCCAGCCUAAGAAGAAGGACCAGAAGAAGAAGGCCGACUCCAAGGCCCCUGUCACCAGCACUUUGGACAACUACACCUCUCUCCCGCCUUUCCUCCGUGACCUCCUCGGCCAGAUGGAGUUCGCGAUCGGCCAGGACGAGCACCCCUGUUCCGGUGUCUGUGGCGGCAACUGCGACGGCCACACUUGCGGCGACGAGUGCCCCUGCGACGACGCCGCCAUGGAGGAGGCCUACCGCCAUGCUCAGGACGAGGCUGCUGCCGCCCGCCAGCGCGGCGGAACCAUCGGCGGUCCCGGCGCUGGCGCUGGCGCCGGUGCUGCCUACGGUAUCCCCCGCGAGGCGGCUCAGCCCGACUCUCGCGAGGCCGCUCAGAACGAGAAGCGUGCCGCGUCGAUCGACGGUGCCGCUGCCCAGGUCGCGCGCCAGUACGACCAGACGGGCAGCACCGACGUGCCCCUCACCGACGCCGCCAAGCGCGUGCACGACAGGGAUUUCCAGGCCCACGUCCCGACGCAGCAGGAGCAGAUCCAGCAGGCCGCCCGCUCCGAGGCCAAGGUCGCGCAGAUCGCUGACAGCGCCGCUGCCGCGGCGCGCGAGCUCAACUCGACCGGAACCACCAACAUCCCCAUGACGCAGGGUGCGCGCGACCACCGCGCCGAGGAGCGUGCUGAGCAGGAGCGUGUGACAAAGGAGGAGAAGCGCGAGUCCGAGUAUGCCGCGACUCACCCCCGCGUGCACAACAACCAGCAGCACCCCGACGCCGGAAGGCAGCACGAGAUGGCCCCCGCUGCCUCUGCUGCUGCGGCCGGCAUUGCCUCUGCCGACAACUCGCGCGCUGUCGCUCACGAGCGCGCUGCGGCCGAGCAGGCCGCCCGUGUUGCUCAGCAGCACCAGGCCGGCGCCCAGUCCAACGUCCCCCUCACGUCUGCUGCUCAGCAGCAGCGCAACGACCAGACGGCGGCGCAGCAGGCGGCCCAGGUCGCGCGUGACGAGCGCGCGUCCGGCCACACCAACGUGCCCCUCACUGGCGCUGCGCAGAUCCAGCAGCAGGACGAGCGCGCUGCUUCGCAGGCCGCCCACGCCGCCCGCGACCUUCACCGUACGGGCCACACCAAUGUUCCGACGACGCACGCUGCCCAGCGUGCCGCCGAGGAGGAGCGCCUGGCCGCCCUCGAGCGGAAGAAGGCGAAGAAGGACCGCCAGAGGCAGAAGAAGCAGGCGCUCCGCCAGAGGGCGGAGCAGGAGCGUGCGGCGCACGGCGCGGCGGCGGCCGGUCUCGACGACCUCAACAGCCCCGACGCGCAGCAGGCGCUAGGCCAGCUCAAGGCCAUCGACGACAAGUUCCGCCACCUCAACGCCGAGUUCAAGUUCCCGCACCAGCUCAACUUUGGCCCCUCUAAUGCCGACCAGACGCAGCCGCCCCUCCUCUUCGACCGCAACAACACGCCGUACCAUGCCCAGGCGCACAGCCUGCUCCAGCUCCUGCUCGAGUGCGACGGCGUCCAGUCCGAGGGCAACCGUGCCAUUCGCCAGAAGCGCAAGGAGAUGGUCCGCCGCAUCGAGGACGAGCUCCAGAUGCUCGAGAACGAACGCGAUCGCCAGUGGCGUAUCGUGAAGCAGAGGCGUGAGGAGGGUGAGAGCGACGAGGACAGCGAUGACGAGAGCGACAGCAGCUGGUGGUACGGCGGCGACUCGUCUUCGGCCGCGCCGUUUUAG